AUGUCCGAUCGACGCCGCAGGAGCCACGAAUACUACUCAGAGAACCCCGUCAUCAUCGAACGAGAACCACAGGUGCGUACAUACCGCAUCAUUCGAGAGAUAUCACCCAAGAGGGAGCGACUGACCUUCGGAUCGAAGCUCUACAACCUCUUCCGAAGCCGUCGGAAGAGAGUGCACAUCAUCGAAGAAGGACCUGUUCGAAGCCGCCGUCAGGAGCGACGAAGCCUGACUCCUCCGUCCUCGCCUCGAGGACCAUAUCACACUAUGGCGGUAGACCCGGAAGACGAUAUUUACACCCCGCUACCUCCUAAGCUGCCACCAAAGAAGACACGCGAUGAGGAUGAACCAAAACGAUACGUCCUGGAGGAGAGGUCUCCUCAACGGUACCGCAAAGUCAAAGUGGUCCAUGAGCACUUCGAUGACGACGACGCUCAUCCAAAGGUGGAAAGUCCCUCGCCACCUCGCAGCAAGCGCGACAGCGGCACGUACUACAUGUCGGGGGCCCGGGUCGACGAGGAGCAUGAUCGACCUCCCAAAGAAUAUGAACGUCGGCGCCCCGUAUCGGAUCCUGAGGUGCAGCGGCUGCGUGAGGACCUGGAACGACUCAAGCUCGAGCGUCGCGAUGCUGAGCUUGCUGCUCUGGCGGCCAAAGACAAGGCCGAAAGACUCCAAGCAGACCUCGAAUACGAAAAGCGGCAAAGAUCUCUGGAGAAACGCGAGCGAGAUAUUGCCAGACGAGAAGACUGGCUGAACCGACAGCGGGAGCAGCUCAUGGAAGCCCGACCUCCUCGUGAACGACAAGAGGUUGUCGUUGUCCAUAACCCCCCUGCUGGGGCACAAACCCGUGAUCCCAACCGAUCCGCUUUAGACAGAGCUAGGGAUGACUACCAGCGCGGACAGCAGGCCGCGGAUGCCCGACGAGCUGCCACAGGGGAUCGCCAUGCUCGUCGGGAGAGGAUUAUCAUCGUGGACGAUGAUGAGCAAGACCGCGACCGGGGACAUCGACGUCGGUAG
Messenger RNA from Cladophialophora carrionii CBS 160.54, 1014 nucleotides. RefSeq lists its product as uncharacterized. The record is from RefSeq and is a predicted model, not a curated record. The coding region runs from base 1 to 1014 and encodes 337 amino acids. The transcript has a single exon. NCBI's taxonomy places the organism in Eukaryota, Fungi, Ascomycota, Eurotiomycetes, Chaetothyriales, Herpotrichiellaceae.